CCGAAGGAGAAAAAGAAAUAAAUGUAGCGAAUGUGAAUCGAUCCCAUUGCCAAUCAAAUAUCUAUGCUCCGAAUCCCAAAGAUAAAAAGAACCGCGCCCGUUCUUGUGUCGAUAUAUAAAAUUACGCCAACUCUCCUAAUAGCUCACUGAUCACUGGUCAGAGAAUCUCUACCUCUUUGAAACUUCUUUCUCAAUCAGAGAAAACAGAAUCAGACUAAACCAAUGGCCUCACGUGACAAGAAACCUGCGAAGCCGUCGAGCAGCCGCGUUGGUGGCAUACGCACGCUCUCGGAUCUGAACCGCCGGUCUGGACCCGAUUCCGACAGCGAUUCUGAUUCCCCCCAGGAGUACUACACUGGUGGCGAGAAAAGUGGCAUGCUUGUUCAAGAUCCUUUGAAGAAUAAUGAUGUAGAUGAGAUUUUCAAUCAAGCUCAUCAACUGGGAGCUGUAGAAGGGCCUCUUGAACAUCUUCGUCCAUCAUCAAGUUCAACGAGUUUUACUGGAACUGGUAGAUUCCUCUCAGGGGAAACUAUACCUUCUGCACCUCAGCAGCCUGAGGCUGUUAUUCACAACAUAGUUUUCUGGAUCAAUGGUUUCACUGUAAAUGAUGGCCCUCUGAGGAGGUUGGAUGAUCCUGAAAAUGCACCUUUCUUAGAGAGCAUCAGAAAGUCUGAGUGUCCUAAAGAGCUUGAGCCUGCUGAUAGAAGGUCAGCAGUUCAUGUCAAUCUGAUAAAGAGGGACGAGAAAUGCCCUGAACCAGAGAAAAAGCGCCAGGUGGCAUUUCAGGGUGUAGGAAGAACUCUUGGUAGCAGCGGUACUUCAGCAGCUCCUGAACCAACUAUCAGUUCCACUCCUCUCAACUCUGCUCCAAACCCUUCUCCUGGCCUGGUUGUAGAUAAAAGUUUACCAUCAACCUCAAUUCAGCUUAGGUUGGCUGAUGGGACUCGCAGGAUAGCCCACUUCAAUUUCCAUCACACAGUUGAUGACAUCCAUUCCUUCAUCAAUGCAUCUAGACCUGGGAGUGCAACAAACUAUCAAUUGCAGAUAAUGGGUUUCCCUCCUAAACUUCUUACUGAUCCAACCCAAACCGUAGAACAAGCAGGACUUGCCAAUUCCGUGGUAAUCCAGAAAUUCUAGCUUGGGCUACAUGGAAAGUAUCUAUCUACUCAUUACUACAGCUGCUUAUUGUACCCAAUGAAAAAAAUUUCCAUCAAGUUAAAUGAUUAUGAACCGUUACCAUAUACAUGAAGCAGGUUUUGAUGGCCGAUUCUGGUUGAAUGGGAUUGAAUUGUUUGAUUGCUUUCAUUUUUGUUCCUUUCUUUUUGUUUGAACCUAUUAUUCGCUCACACAAAAAGAGGUUCAAAGUGAUAU
Molecule: messenger RNA, 1371 nt
Organism: Durio zibethinus
Lineage: Eukaryota; Viridiplantae; Streptophyta; Magnoliopsida; Malvales; Malvaceae
Product: plant UBX domain-containing protein 4-like
Biological process (GO): Golgi organization; proteasome-mediated ubiquitin-dependent protein catabolic process; autophagosome assembly
Cellular component (GO): cytosol; nucleus
Molecular function (GO): ubiquitin binding
Source: RefSeq, a predicted model, not a curated record